Molecule: messenger RNA, 2929 nt
Organism: Pomacea canaliculata
Lineage: Eukaryota; Metazoa; Mollusca; Gastropoda; Architaenioglossa; Ampullariidae
Exons: 11
Coding region: 1465-2571 (368 amino acids)
Source: RefSeq, a predicted model, not a curated record
CCAAGGUCCUGCGCGUCACGACUCGGGAGGGCGAGAUGAGAGCGAGGGCGGGAUGAGCUGGAGGGGAUGAGGGGUUGCAGAUGGCGGCGGUGUAGACACAGCCAGAAUCCCUUGCAGAAUGUGCCAAUUAAAGGGAGGUAAACACACCGCCCCCCGGCUAAGUAUUUGCUCUACGUCAUACACUCGCCUUGUUGGCUGCUCCCACUUGCACUCCCCCCUCCCACACGCUAUGGUACAACGAACAACUCUUCCCUUCGUCAUCAAAAUAUUUCCUAUUUUCAAAUCUGUUUUGAUUAGUUUUUGAGUUUGUUUUAUUUUUAGUUCGGGUUUUUGUUUUGUUUAUUUUUGUUUGUUUGUUUUGUUUUGUUUUGGAGGAAGGUAGGAGUUAACGUUUACGGUCAUAGCAAAGUGUCGAAUAUGUAUUACAAUCACUCUGAUGGUGUGCAGAAUGUCACAUAUGUAGUUAAGUACAUGUUGGUGAAAUUGGUCUCCCAGCUGUGCAUGUCGCAAUUUUUUCUGUAAAUUUCUGAACUAUUUUCUUGACCUUCAUUGGCAGCUGUUGGGUCAGAGGUUACUGGACUGCUGUGUAAACUUACCUUUUUCUUUUCGUUUUUUUAUUUCUUUUUUCGAUCACUAUUCAGCUCACACUUCUCUUACCUGGGCAGAGCACCUCUCCUUAGUAACAAUAGUCUUCCUGUGCGUGUACCUCGGGACCAAUCAGAAACUAACGUCCGCCAGGGUCGCAGGUCCCUGCAAGGGUUGGAACUCCCCUGUGAUUCUUCGCAAAGCACUGCGGGACGUUUGAAGAAGGCAGGACGCUCACUGAAGUUCAUUAAUGAGCGUGGUAGUUGUCACGGGCCGUAACCUUCUCGCUCCUUGACCCCCCCUCCUCCCAGCUCACCCGUCUGAUGACCCCCCUCCCUCCUACUCUAACAUUCUCUCCCCUUCCCCACUUUGUGGCCUCUCAGCCCGUCGUUGACCAUCCGUCGCCACCAGGGAGUCGUGACGCGACGUGACCCUCGCACCCGACCCCUCCGGGGAUCUCCCUACCCCUAUCCUGCUUUUAACAUCGUCCUGUGUGCCCUGUUCAACACGGCCAUUGCCAGCCGGUUUUCUACCCACAAUCCCCUCUGAAAUGGAGCUAACCACCCACCGCCCAUCGUUCGAGGUUCUUUAAAAGGCAGAGUCCUAUCCCCGUGGACGCUAUUGGACAUCCAGAGACCGUCAGGCCUUCUCUGGGUUUAAGGAGUCCACGUUUGUUUGAGAGCAAGAACAUUUUGCAAGGAAAGAAAAGAGAAACAAGAUCAGGCUAAACGGUGCAGUGGUGUGUUUCCUGACAUUCAGGCUCCGGUCCAGUCGACCUCAGCCACCAGCGACAAGCGGAAGUUUUCAGGGAUUGAGGUCAGCGACAACCUGCUUGGAUCGGGCUGCUCUCAACCAAACAGGAAGACACUUGACGACUCGAUGGCGAGGCUAGCAGCCGCAGCGUGGCUGCUGUUGGUGUGCGUGAGCACGACUCACGCCGGCGGCCUGCAGUUCCCGCUGACCAGCGGCAAUGAGCUGUGGAGCAGCAUCGUGGGCAAGCGGACUGACAAGUCCGGGUGUAAUGGAUGUCAGCUGAGUAACAUGGUGACACAUUGUCCACUGGACGUCGUCUUCUUGCUGGACGGAUCUGACAGCAUUCCCCCCCUUGCCUAUCAAAAGGCUGUGGAUUACGUCAUCAAGGAAAUCGAGACGGUCACGUCACUAUUUCCCGGAAGUGACGUCGGAGUCCUCAUCUUCAGCAAGGUCGUGGAAAAGGAGUUUGAACUCAGGCAGAGAUCGCAGAGCGACCUCAACCAGUUGUACCAGUCCAUCCGCGCCACGAAACAGCCACGAAAGGGAUCUUUGCUGACAGACGUCAUGCGCGAGGCCCGCAGGCUCCUAGAGAGGUACGAUGCGGCGCCGCUGGUGCUGGGCAGCAAACGGGGCAAGAUGAUCGUCCUGGUGUCGGACGGGUGCUUGGAUGGCGUGGAGGCCACCCUGGACGAGGGGAGGCUGUCGGCCAAGCAGGGCAUCUACAUCCUGAGCGUGGCCACGAGCCAAGCUUACAUGUCGCUGCUCACCGCCCUCUCCGUGCAGGUCCUCGAGCAGAGGACUGCCAUCGACUGGCGCAGCAUUGUGGCCUGUCCUACCAAGGUGCUUCCUCCUGUUCCCGCAUCCUCAGCGUGUGACGACUUCGUGCUGGUGAUGGACGGCUCGGACAGCGUGCGGUCAUGGGAAGGCGUCAUGCGCGACUACAUGGCGGUGACGUCACUGCGCUUCCAGAACGUCGACAACUCCAUCGGUGUCAUCGUCUUCGGCACCAACGUCACUGCGCAGUCGUCGGACACCAUGCUACCUCUCCUGAAAAACAAGGUGCGCCUGGCCGAGAUGAUCGAGAACAAGCUGCGCUUCCCGCACUCCGGAGGCACCGGCACCACGGCCGCCAUCCAGCGCCGUUCAGUUGCUAAGCAACACCUACAGCACACGCCGCAAGACCAUCAUCAUCGUCACCGACGGCCCCGCCCUCAACCCCAUCAACGCACGUGAAGCCCUAGCGACGGCUGUCAGACAAGGUAUCCAGGUUGUGGUUGUGGGUGUCGGCGAUGCGAUUAACGAGAUGAGUUGCAGGCUCUUGCCGGCUUCAACAGCAGAGUGGAGCAAGUCAGCUCUUACCUGGACUUGUAUGGCCUCGACAUAUCUUCCAGUGUCUGCAAUAACCAAGUUACACCAAGCUGCUCCUAUCCGCUGGUCUAUGACAGCUUUACAUCAUCUUGUCGAUGCUCACUUACAAGCGCAUCCUGUUCAUCAAGACAGAGGUUUAAUUCAGUUACCUGCACGUGUGAAUGUGCGACAUAUGUACCUUGUGCGUCUGGUCAGAGUUUCAACGAUACAAGCUGCCAAUGCG